UGUAACUCUCCUGUUGAUUGGCUCCAGAUUGCAUAAACUGCCUUGUUUGUGUGGCCUGGCAGUUGUGUUUGGAUGGUGGAAGGGAGCAAUAUUGUUCUAAAUUGGCCCAGGCGCUGCUCAGAACACAGCAGUUGGCGGUGCUGACCUGUUGGUGAAGGCCUUUGCUCAUCCUAUUGUUUAGAAAGUUGUCAAGGUCCAAGGGAGCUUGGUGUAUACAUAUAUUUCAUACCCCUGUGAUUGACUACCUCAACUCCUGUGUGGUUUUGAUGGUUUUAUGGACAGAAAAGAAUGCCAAGUUUGUCUGACAUAGCACUGCAAGAAUGCCCAGUCAGUCGGCACCCAUGCUGCUGCUGCUGCCAGUGAAAUUUAAAACAGCAUACCCUCUCUCCCUCUGGACUAUCUGUUGCUGUCAGUUCCACCUGAGCAUGAUGGGAUCAGUAACCAUGGUAUCAGUAGCGAGAGGAGGGAUGUAAGCACUGCCUCUUGGUUCUUGUACUGUUGUUGUAACAGUACUCUGGCAAAUGGGUAAUCAAGGCGGUAAACCUGAGGAUUCUAGACUUCAAAAACCAGCUUCAAAGGCAUCAGUUCACAGACGGCAUCCUGGGCACUAUCGCCAUGACAGAAUAGGGCAUCCUCCACAAAAUGGUUACCGUGACUAUGGUCGAUACAGUUAUCAUGACAACCAAGCUCAGUAUCUAGCUCCUGACGGAAGGCGUUAUGUUUAUGGCCCCCCGAAUCAGCCUAGUCACAAGAGGCACAAAUUACCAAAAUCAGACAUAGAAGAUGCCCGUUAUCAGUCACAACCAGCUAUUCACUUAGGUGGACCAGCAGAUCAGCAACAAUACUCCCAGGUAGACCAAUAUGCAAGUUUUGACCGUAAACCAUACUAUUACUCACACACUGAUAUGCAUGCAAUGGAUAGGAGAAAUGAUCUGUACUGGCACCAGGCUGGUCUCCUUCCACCUGUAGAUAGUAAAACAGCCACCAAGAGAUCUCAUCCUUUAUCAAGUGAUUCAGAUAUGGAUAGUAGUGCAAAACGUUUGUGGCCACAGGAUCAGCGUGGUGGGAUUCCUCCACCAAAACCACCCAGGCUGAAAGAGCAUAAUCCAUCAUCACCAGCAGCUUAUCGAAGGGAAGAUAAAUCACCAUCUCCGUCCAUGAAGAGAAGGUUUCAAUCACCUUCGCCAACUCGCCAUGGUGACAGAAGGUCACCCAGUGGACGACCUCCUUCUCCAAAGCGAGGCCAGGUGCCCAGGAGCCGCAGUGCCGAUAUCAAAGAAAAAAUGGAUAAAUUUGCUGAAUUACAACGGCGGCGACGUGAAUUAGACACUGCUUCAGAUGAGGCAGCACCAGCAUACCGUCGAGGUCCACCUCAACCCUAUCAUCCAGGUCCACCAGAUCCCAGCAUGCCUGAUAACUACUAUCACCCCUCAAGUCCAUAUCAUAACUACUGGAAGCAACACCAGUACAUUGAUACUGACUCAGAGUUUGAGGAGGUGCUUAGACAUAACAUGGACUACAACAUAAGGUAUGGUGCUGAUGGAUAUGGGUAUAGACCACCAGUGAGGAGGAGGGAAGAUGAGUAUGUUCAUCUGAGGCCACAGAGUUAUCCAGCCUCGGCCAGGCCUGGGGAAUUACCUCAUGAGAGAAUGUAUAGACCUGAAACAGAUUUGGAGGCCCCACCCAGACCACCCCCACCAAGAUACCCACCAGAUGCCACCUGGGAGAGGGGUGGCGAGCCCCCUUACAGAGGUCAUGUGGCCCGUUCACAUGACUCAGAUGACAUUUUAUUUGAUGAUUAUAAAAAACAGCUGCAGGAGUUUCAGGCCAUUCAUAAAGCAGAGAUGGGACCUUAUGUGCAAUUAGAGAACAAGGAGAACCAAUAUUAUGGUUAUCAGCCUGCUGCUUCCAGUCAGAGGUCACUUAACUUGACAGAUGAUCCUCCUGAAAUCAAUUAUCAAAAAGAACUGGAGUUAUUCCAAGAGAGUCAAAGACAGCAGAAACAGUACUCUGGUUCAAAAAAUUAUGAUGAUCCUUAUUCAUCUGAAUUUCAGUCAAGGCCACUCUCUUCUGAAGACCCAAGAGCAGAAUUAUAUAGCAAACCUAAUAAAUUCAGAAAAUCAGGAUUACCUGAUCCAAGACAAAUGCCCCUAGGGGAACUUAGUGUAGCUAUUCCUGGAGAGUUACCACCCACUUCAGAGGAAAGAGAAAACCAGUAUCCUUUGGAAACAGCAAGAUCCUUUGAUCAAAUGGAUUAUGUAGAAACUACACCUAAAACUAAAGGAAGAAGCAGGGAUAGCUAUACAUAUUCAGUCAAUCCCCCGCCAGAAGACCUUAGAAGCCCUCAGCAGCUGGAUUUUGUUGAAUCUCGUGAUGAUUUUCCAUCACGCUCCCAGGAGAUUCUUGUCGUAGAUAGGGAAGGGGAGUUGUACACAUAUGUGGAAGAUGGUUCUGAAGAUCACGGAAAGCUUCUUCCUGUACAUACAAGGCAAAAGAGCAUGUAUGUGUAUGAUCCAUCAGAAGGAGGAAAAGGAACCCAUAGAGUACACCCAAAGAACAGACAUCAUAGGGAUCCCUCAAAUGUUGGAGAACUAGACCAUACUUAUCACAGUAGGAGUGAAAGUGAAGCUGAAAUGCAGCGUAUUUGGCAUUACAAUCUUGUGUUUGGUGAUGAAUCAAAAUCAGAGCCUCCACACCAGAAUGGGAAUCACAGUCCUUUUCAGCCCAUCAAACAUGACCGUGAUGGUUCCAUCAUUGAGAUUCAGUCUCCCAGCCAGCAAGCCGUCAAACCUCAACAGAUGUAUGCUCAGAAGGUAAGACCUGUGCAAUCAGAAGGUUAUUCUGGACCUAUCUAUGUAUUGGCAGCCAAUAAGAAUCAGGGGGAGAUGCCACCUGAGAAAAAAGAAUCGUCAAGAAAGGUGUUUCAGUCGCCAAAACCAGCUGCCAAAGUGCCUUUGCAGUCCUCUGAACCUAAGCAAACUUCUAAGGAUUUGGGUGUGUCUAAGUCAAAAGAACCUGUCCAAGAGGUAGACAAGAGCAAAGAACUAGCCAGAGAGAACCAAGAACCAGAUGAGGUCCCUCGAGUUAAUAUUGCACAGAUUAAAGCAAGUCUCAUGAUGGCAGCUGCACACAAAGACAAUGUAUCUGAUGCCAUUGAUAGUUUCAGGAAACUACCAGAUGUUGAAGAACAAGUGUUCCAAAUAAAAUCAGGAAAUAUAAGCCAUAAGCAAAAAGAAACUGAAAAGGAAAGACCUGUGCCUAAACCAAGAAUCUCAGUUGUUAAAAUGUCCCCUGCAGAUACAUCUGACAAGAAACCUUCCAAUCAUUCAACUGGUGCCACAAGUUCAGCAACAAAAGAAGCUCAAAAAUUAAAGCUUAUGAAGUCAAAUGUGCCAAAGUCUGAACAGUCUAGUCAGAAAGAAAGGAAGCCAACUUCUCCCAUUGAAGUUGCAAGUAAAAAGAUUGACUCCAUUAUAUUUGGCCCUUCGAAUCUAAAACACAGAGCCAAGGUAUCGGAUGCCUUGACAGAACUUGAAGAAAUGUAUGACAAUCUUGAUCUGAAUAAUGAUGCUAUUUUAGAUGGUGCUGCCAGAAGAGAUUACGUCCCCCUCAGAAGUCCGGACAAUUUAGCUGGAUCUGAUUCAGGGUCAGGAUCUGCAAAAUCAAACCUCUCUGCAUCUAAUUUACAAAAACAUCAAACAAAAACUGAACCAGCAAAUCAGGGUUCUGGUAAUCUGGAGUAUACUAAAAAAUGGCUCUCUGAUGACGAGGUGAAGGCCACAGAGUCCAGACAUGACAGUGGGUAUGCAGAGCAAGAGGACAUAAGCCCCAGAGGGGAUGUCCAAGGAAACAUGGUGUUCAUAAAACCCAUGCCUAGAAAGGCAAUGGAGAACUCUAGUGAUGAUAACAGUAACAAGCCUCAGAGCAGAUCUGGUAGCUACUUGUCUUUACCCUCUGGGGUGUCACCCAGUGUAUCUCAAGACAGUUUAUCUCAGAGAUCACGCGGAGGAUCUCCAAGAGCGAGAGCAGUUGUUGCUGAUGCAGUUUUCGAUGACAUGAGUUACAGGAAUGCUCAACGAUCAAACACUGCUCAAGUGGAAUGCCCGUCACCUAAUACUCCUUCUCCAACUUCAGCCGAUUAUUUACGACCACGUCACACAGAGCCUGCUAGAGCACGCAUGCGUCUCAGACCAGAACGAGAACCAGAUGUUCACCAUGAUGACUUAGCAUAUCGCAGAUUGCGUAGGGAUGUGUCCCCAGUACAAGCAAAGCUACCAAGAUCAAAAUCAUCAAAUAAGCCAGUGGUUUAUGAAAGUAGCCUUAGAACAAGGUCUUCUUCAUUGGGGGAAAUUUCUUAUAAUGUGACAAAAGAGAAACCACCAAGGCCAAAUAGUGGUAACUUUGAGAACAAAGAAAAGAAGAAGUUUGAACCCAAAAAACCUUCUGGAACAGGGGUGGCCAUGAUGAUAGAACUGUUUAACCAACCAAAUGCAUCAAAAAGUCUUCCUGAUUUGACAGAUCAGUCCAUGUAUAAUGUUGAGUUGAAUUCUUAUGGCGACAUUGUGUCAGAUGAGGGCACAAAAGAAACACUUAUUCAGAAAGAGACUCAUAAAUCAGUACUCACUAUGGCACCAUUAAAAACUCAGACCCCUCGCACUGUCAAACAGCGCAAUGAAAAACGAACGAAGCUCAUUAAAAUGCACCAGUCAAAAUCAGAAGAAAAACCUGAAGAUGAUGGGUUUGAUCCAAAACAGUACAAGUGGCUUGUACUGAUGAAUGCUCCACGCAAUCCUGUUCAUCCAUGGCGAAGGUUGAGAGAAUCCAGUCCUCUCAAUAGUAGAACAGAAAGUAAAGAAAGCAUCAGUUCUGUUGGAUCAGAGGGAUCACAUGGUAAGAUGAUGUCACAUGAAAUGAGGGAAGGGCUUCCUCGCUCUUCAAAAACUUUUCUCAAGUUCAAUGGGCCCCAGUAUGACAGCUGCUCCUCAGAUGACGAGAUUCUCUCUGAAUAUGACAACACUCGCAGGGUCUCUCUUAGGGUACGUUCUCACAGUACAUCUGAUCUAGGUGCUGACGAUGGGAGCGAAACACACCAGAGCUUAUUUGAGCUGGUGCAGCUUUUUGAAGCCAAAAUGAAAGCCCAGCGCCAAGCGUUCCGUAAAGAGAUCAACCCAAGGGAUGCACGAAGUCUGAGGCAGAUGUAUGGUUCUGAUCCAAGUCUGACCAACAAACGCAGUAAGCAAGGGCGCCGCCGUUACAUCACUCGUUCUGAGUCUGAAAAAUACUCCAGCCCUAGCACUGGCUACGACAGUGGCUAUUUGCGUUCCAAAUACGUUUCAGGAAGUGGCGACUACAACACAGGAUCCAGUCUAAGAACUCCAUACAUCAAUAGAAGUCAUACGUUUGAUGUGGCUGACUUCAGCAAUGACAGCACCAUGAGCUCCAGAUACAGCAGCUACGAUACUGGCAGGAGUUCCCGGGGGUCUGGGCGAUCUUAUGAUACAUCUUAUACCCCUUCCAGGGGGACUGAGCCUCUGUCCUCCGCUUCCAGGUCAAAGCUGAGGGCUGAUGGUUCCAGUGGCUCAUCCAGAAAAAUAAGUGAAAGUGUCACUGAAAGAAAUGGAUCUAGCAGGUUGCGACCAGACAGUUCUAUCAGGAAGAGCAGUGAAAGUGUCACAGAGAGAAACGGAUCCAGCAGAUAUUCAAGGCAAGGAUCUACAGACAGUAAAGAUUCAGACAAGGGGUCAGAUCGCUACAACUGGAGGUCAAGGAUAAAGGAAUAUUCCACAGAGCAAGAUGGUGGGACAGGGACUGGGACAAGAAAAAACAGGUCCACAGUGACCCCACCAAAAGAAACAUUAUCUUCAAGACUUCGAGCUGCCAGAAAUUCCAAGUCAUCUUCAAAAACUGAAGAAAGUGCUGGACCAGAGAAACAGUCCAGUUUUCUAAGUUCUCGACGACGGCAAGCUGAAUCGAGUAGAACGACAGGAAGCAGCAGUGGUGAUGUUUCCAAGAGUUCUCGGGUUUCUCCGCCUUCUUCUGGCACCAGUGAGAGCUUGGGAACUCGUUCUACACGGGCAUCACGAGGAAUAUCGUCAAAUCACGAGAAGUCUACAAAGACUCGUGUUGGAUCUUCGCAUUCUUCUGUUGACUCAACAAACGAAGAUAGUAAAGAGAAGGUUUCCAGUACAUCAUCUUCACAGAGGUUGUCUUCACAGCGGAAUAAAUCUAGGCCAGUUUCAGAAGUUGCUGAACAGAAUGGACAGGUGACAUCACUGAAAGAUAAUGCCAAGACUCAAUCAAGAACAGCGACCACAACUAGACGUGACAGAAUUAGCGACAGAAAAUCUCAGGAGUCAGAUUCUUCCUCUGAUGUUGUAAAAAAUGUAAACACUGUCAUGACCAACUCUGAAAGCCGUACAGAUAGGAGGUCACGCUACAAAGACGAAGGUAAAAAGCCAGUUUCUGAGGACUCUGAUUCUAAGCCAACAGCAGUAUCUUCAGUUAAACAUGGCAGCAGCAAACCCCAGGAGUCAAAUUCUUCAUCAGAUGUUUCAAAAAAUGAAAAGCCAACACUGACUGAAGCAGAAAAACCUACAUACUUUGACACAGAGAGUCGAGCAGAGCGAAUGUCUCGCUAUAAAGAAGAACGUAGAAAGCAGCUGGCAGCUGUGUCUACAAAGUACGGACCAGAGACAACGUCUUCCAGUGAACCUGAGGCAGGUCUGCAACCUUCCUACCUGCGCUAUUCUAAACGUUGGAAAAAAGACAAAGAAAAAGAGGAAUCAAAAGAAGAAAAACCUGCAGAAAAGUCCACAGAUAAAAGCGAGAUCAUCGCCCAAGAAGACACACCUGAAGACAAGCCUGAUGAAAACCAGAAUGUCAAGGUUUCAGUGUCCAGCGAAACUGACAGUUUAAGUACCAAAAGUGAAAAGGCUAAGCGUACAGCAGACUCCUUAGUUGAAUCAAGAAAAGAAAUCAUAGGAAGACGCAGAGCAGACGACAAAUCAAAAUCUUUCAUCCUUGAAACCCAAAAUGAUGACUAUUCACACAAAAACCUUGACGAGGAAGAUAGAUUUGGAAAAGAGGAAACAAAAGUGGUGGGAAAACAAAAGAAAGAUUCUGUUUCAGAAGACAUCAUCCAAAGAUCUUCCAUUUCUGAUAAGACAUCUCCCUUGCAAAGCCCUUCUGAGGAGAAAGGACAGAUCUCUUCUUUCAGAAGUGGAUCUAUCGGGAGGAAGAAACCUGUGGACAGUGACGUGCCUUCUACCUUGAAUUCCAACAAGAUGGCGCCAAGAGAGGAGCAAGUGAUGGAGGAAGUCUCCUUACCAUUCAAAAAGAGCACUGCCACAGACAUACCCAGUUCAUUUGACAAGACCUCUCCAGAGCAAGGUCCUGACAAAACCUCAAAGACAAGUUCUCUUGAGAGAAAAACAGAUAAGAGCAAACCAUGGAUGAGUUCUCUUGACAGACAGGCAGAUAAUGAGAGCAAGUCAUCUCAAAAUAAGAAAAGUGACACACCAGUUAGGAAAUUGUCAACGGAAAGAGAAACAGAGAAAGAUAGCACCAAGUUUUGGUCUUUUGGAAGAGAAGCGAAAAAAGAAAACAUUGAUAUUUCUGGCAAUAAACAAGCUAUCACAAAGAGUGACAAAAAGUUGUCUGAGAGAAAUUCUUCUGUAGAAGGUAGUAGAGAAAGUUUGAAGACAAAAGAAACAUCCGAAAAAAGCAAUACAUUUACUGACAAUAAGAACCUUAUUGAAACACACAUAACUCCUAGAGCUGAGAGUGCUAAAAAGCUACUUGAAAAGAGCAUCUCCGCAGAUGGCAGAGACAUUGUAAAAGAAAAAGACACUUAUAGCAUACCAGACACACAACAUUCUACACCUGAUAAAAAAGCCAGUGAGAAAGAUGAGGUGGUUCCCAGUGCUACUUCACCCAUAGAUACUGGUAAAGAAAAGAAGACCAGGGAUGCAGAUGGCGUCCAUCGGCAUUUAAAGACCAGGAAGGACAAGAGUGAACAGCGUAAAUCAGAAUUAAACAAGUCUGAAGACUCCGUUUCUGAUUUGAGUAGAAAAGGCAGUGAUGACAAUGAGGCCAAACCACGGAGAAGGGUAACGAGUCAGCAGACGAGAGGCAGCAGAAAUAAGACGCAGCCAGUGACUUCAGAGGAGCUGCAGCAGGCUGAGAGUAUCAAGGAAGAGAAUAAGGCUGAAUUGAUGAUCUGCAGAUUAUCACCCCUUCUAUUCAUAUGUUAUAAUGCUCUGAAUGAUGCUCCAAACCAAGCCUUUGCUUUGCUGCAGAUUUCAUUAAUGCGCUUAUGUCUGCCAACUGUUAUUGCCUUUCGAGCAGAAGUGACAAAGCAAGCCUCGUUAAAUGUGUUCCAACAACUGAAGAAGAAGGAAGAGGUCAAGCCAUGGGUAUCCCACGAGGCCACCUACAAACCAGGAGAUAAACUAGAAUAUCCUGAGCCUCUAUCCAAAACCUUGAAGAAGCAGAAAAAGAAAAAGACCAGCAGUGCUGAGAAGCGGCGUCAGGGAAGAUACAAAACCCUGCCCGUCACUGGAGAAGAGCUCAGUGCUAUACCAGAGUACGACGUACUGACUAAGACCACGCCUGCUGUGACUGUACCUGAGCUACAGCUUAGUGUAUUUAAAGGACCGUCCACGGUGUCUGCUGUUCUUCCCACAAGACCUUUGAGACAAGGCACCACUCCAGUUAAACAACAAGAAUCUGGUAUCUUCUCUUCACCCGAGUUGGAUUCAUCGAGACUUGAUACCUCGGAAUCUCUCCAAGGUGACAUCAGUGACAGCGAUGUGGAUAGGUUAGUGGCUCUGAAUGCGAGAGAACUGGAAAAUUUACAAGAUCUUGCUUUGGAUUACGAUUUACCCGAUGACGAUUCAGCUCGCAUGAGCGUUUCUGUUAAAACUACAAUAUUCAACAAGCUCACCAAAGAACAGAUUGAAGCAGCAGCCAAGGAGCCAAGACACAAGGACAUUGCACCGCCAGCUCGAUUUGCCGAGAAAAAAAGGGUUCGACCCAAGACGCAGCCUGUCACAGAGGAGGAAGUCAAAGUGGCGGCCAGGAUGAGACAACCAGAAGUAGUGAACAAAAAGAAAGAAGAGACUACGUCAGAUUCAGAUGAGGAUGCCUCGAGGUUGAGUCUGGCAGAGAAGAUGAAACUUUUCUCACAGAAGAUUGAAGAAAAGAAGGAACCAAAGAGCAAGAAACCAUUGCGUCCUGAUGCGCCAGUCACCAGGCGGCGAAUGAGAAGAUUGGGUUCAAGGUUUAAGACACAACCUGUUACUUCAGAGGAGGUAGAGAAAGCCAGCACUUCUAGGAUAUCACCCUUGGCCAUUACCUUCAUCAAGCCUCCAGAUCCAGAAAUUCUGGCUGGUCUUCCAUUGAGUGCCCAGAGAGAUAUUAUGGUCCAACACGCUGGAGCAGUUCUCUCUGCCCCCAACUCACAGCCCAACUCUCAGCCUAACUCCCAGCCUAACUCCCAGCCUAGUUCCCAGCCUAAUUCCCAGCCUGGUUCACAGCCUGGAUCAAGAAGAAGCUCCAUGUCAGAUAACAAAGCCAAAGGUGUUUUAGGAUCCAGAGAGUCAUCCAUGUCUGAAGAAUCGACCAAAGAAGACCCCAGACAAAUUCUGAAACAACUUGAAAAAGAAAUAACAGCUGUGAGAGAUGUUAAAGGGAAGAGUAUCCUUAAGGAGUCUUCCAAGGGUGAAACAACCACCCUGGAGACUGGGAGGGGCAUCCUUAAAAGUGCUGCACCAACAGCNUUGGGUGUCUGA
Lingula anatina is the source of this 9791-nucleotide messenger RNA. RefSeq lists its product as uncharacterized. Gene Ontology annotation, molecular function: actin filament binding; phosphatidylinositol-4,5-bisphosphate binding. The record is from RefSeq and is a predicted model, not a curated record. Lineage: Eukaryota; Metazoa; Brachiopoda; Lingulata; Lingulida; Lingulidae. Gene Ontology annotation, biological process: actin polymerization or depolymerization; actin filament severing; cytoskeleton organization. Gene Ontology annotation, cellular component: actin cytoskeleton; cytoplasm.